Messenger RNA from Tachysurus vachellii, 772 nucleotides. RefSeq names its product CD209 antigen-like protein D. Lineage: Eukaryota; Metazoa; Chordata; Actinopteri; Siluriformes; Bagridae. The transcript is spliced from 3 exons. Bases 25 to 591 code for a protein of 188 amino acids. Gene Ontology annotation, molecular function: signaling receptor activity. The record is from RefSeq and is a predicted model, not a curated record.
UGGGACGAGUCUUUUUUAUGUAACAUGCAUUAUCAUCUUGUUAAUAUCAAAUGGGAGAGAGAAAAAAACGUAUCAGAAACGUAUACCAAACAAGGAUGGAGCUACUUCAACUCUAGUUUUUACUACAUCUCUACUGAGAAGGAGAACUGGACUAAGAGCAGACAGGAAUGUAGAAACAGAGGGGCAGACCUGGUGAUCAUAGACAACAAAGAGGAAGCGGUGAGUGAGUUUGAGAGCGAGAGUAAGACAGAGAGAGAGAGAGAGAGAGAGAGAGAGAGAGAGAGAGAGAGAGAGAGAGUGAGCAAACCUACAUAUAUUGAGAUAUUCUGCUGUCCUUUGCAGUCCAUCCCUAAAUGGCUACUAAAUAGUAAAACAGCUUGGAUUGGUCUGAGUGACAGAGAGAAGGAGGGGGUGUGGAAAUGGGUGGACGGAACAACACUGAAAACUGGGCACUGGAACAAAUUAGAACCCAAUCAUGGUAAAAUCGAUGAGGACUGUGUUGAGAUUUUGGGCAGCAGUAAAAGCUGGAAUGACAGAUCAUGCUCUGAUCGUUUACUGUUUAUCUGUGAAAUGAACGCAUUUAAUUUGUGAGGUUGUGUCACGGCCACCACAAACGAUCAUUGUUUCACAUUACAGUCUGUUCUGUUUCCCACCUUGACAGUGCUCACCAGUUUUGUGUUGGUCUCUGUAUUUAAUUUCCUGUAUUUGGAUUUCACUGCUUUUAUAAAACUGUGAAGAAAUGUGUAAUAAUAAUGAGUUUUCAAUAAUAAUU